Hylaeus volcanicus is the source of this 1469-nucleotide messenger RNA. RefSeq names its product threonine aspartase 1 (gene Tasp1). The transcript has 9 exons. NCBI's taxonomy places the organism in Eukaryota, Metazoa, Arthropoda, Insecta, Hymenoptera, Colletidae. The record is from RefSeq and is a predicted model, not a curated record. Gene Ontology annotation, molecular function: threonine-type endopeptidase activity. Bases 261 to 1331 code for a protein of 356 amino acids. Gene Ontology annotation, biological process: protein maturation.
AUUUGGAUACAUUUUGUUGUUGUUUGUAAUGUUUGUAACUUAUUGAAUAUUAUAACGAUAGCAAUAAGAUUGAUAUACACAUUAUUAAAAUAUAAAAAUAAGAAAAUUUAGAAUUGUAAUCGAAUUUUACAGUUUCACAUUGGAAUGGGUAACAAUUGUACAUUUCUAAUCGAUAAAGAAAUUUCGAACGCAACGAUAUUUUUAUUAUGUAUACAUAAAAAUUAUACAAAUUCAAUAAAAGUAAACAAUAAUUUGAUCUAAUGAGUGAUGCUAAUCAAGGGUUUAUUGCUGUGCAUGUGGGAGCAGGACGACAUUCGGAAACUCUUAAGGAAAAAUAUCAGAAAUUAUGUCGCCAAGCAUGCAAAGUAGGAAUACAAAAUUUAAAAUGUGGAGGAAGUACAUUAGAUACAGUAGUGGAAACAGUGACUAUAUUAGAAAAUUCUCCAUUAACAAAUGCUGGGUUUGGCUCUAAUCUUACUUUAGAAGGAACAGUAGAAUGCGAUGCCAGUGUUAUGGAUGGUACAACAUUACAAUUUGGAGCAGUUGGUGCAGUUAGUGGAAUAAAAAAUCCUGUUUUAUUAGCAAAACGUCUUUGUGAACAACAAUCGAUUAAAAUUGCAUGUGGUAGAAUUCCACCAAGUUUUCUAGUUGGGAAUGGAGCACAUGUAUGGGCACAAGAAAUGGGAAUACAAACUUUACCUCCAGAUCAAUUAAUUUCAAUGAAAGCUCAGAAGUUAUAUAAACACUAUAAAAGGAAAGUGGAAGAUUCUAACAUAGAAGUUUACAAUUGUGUUAAAAAAAGAAUGGAUACAGUUGGUGCAGUAUGUGUUGAUAAACAAGGAAAUAUUGCUGCAGCUUGUUCCAGUGGUGGCAUAAUUUUAAAAUACCCAGGAAGAGUAGGACAGGCUGGUGUAUGGGGAUGUGGUGCUUGGGCAUACAAAGAUAAAUAUUCAAUAGGAACAUGUACAUCAGGUUGUGGAGAACACUUGAUUCGGACUUCAUUAGCGCGAACAGUUGCAGAAGCUAUUUCAGAUAGUCCUUGUCCCACUACCAGUUUGCAUACCGCUAUGAAAGUUGAUUUUAUCGAGUCAAAAUUUCUAUGUGGACUUGAACAGAAACUCGGAGGUGUUAUUGCUAUACGAUACGCAGCACAGGAAGGAUUAGGAGAUUUCUUAUGGAGCCACUCAGCCAAUUCAAUGAUAAUAGGCUAUAUGAAUUCUAGCGAACAAACACCAGUGAGUCACAUGUCCAUUUUGCCAUCCCACGAAGUUGGAAAAAAAGCAGUGGUUGAAGGAAUAUGUUUUAAAAUUGGUGACAAUAUUGAUAGUUGAAAAUAGUGUUAAUAACAUACAACUAAAAGAAAUUUCACCAAGAUUGGACAAAGAUAUAAGGAGUGUGGAAGAAGAGACUCUGAAUUUUAUAUUAAUAAUUCUUUAUGUACAUGAACUUAGAAAUGAAAAUUUCUUAUU